This is a messenger RNA of Naegleria gruberi, 696 nucleotides long. RefSeq lists its product as uncharacterized. Lineage: Eukaryota; Heterolobosea; Eutetramitea; Acrasida; Naegleriidae. Gene Ontology annotation, cellular component: membrane. Gene Ontology annotation, molecular function: cytochrome-c oxidase activity. The transcript has a single exon. Gene Ontology annotation, biological process: respiratory electron transport chain. The record is from RefSeq and is a predicted model, not a curated record. The coding region runs from base 1 to 696 and encodes 231 amino acids.
AUGUAUCCACAUCUUCAAGGUAAUACUGUUAGUUAUCAACAACAACAACCACAACAACCAUAUGAGAAGAGUUCUGCUCCUCUUCUCUAUCAACAAGAAUCACUUAUUCAUUCGGAUAUUGAUUCGAAUAUUGUUUCCUCCUCACCACCUCAACAUGCUUACAAUGCAAAUGAUGAAAAUCCCAAGACAACCAAAGUCAUUGCAAUUGGCUCCAUUCUUUUAUUCAUUGGAACUGCAAUUAUUACCAUGUUUCUUCUUGCAGAUUUAAUUGCUGGAGCAAUUUAUUAUUCAUCAUCAACUUAUCCGAAUGGAAGUCCACACAAUGCACCUGCUGUCAGUUUUGUGAAAUUCCCAUUGUUGGCAUUGAAUGCAAUCUUGUUGAUUUUGAGUGGUGUUUUUGGAGUUUUAUCCACCAAACAAAAUUCAACCAAAACUGCAAGAUUUUCAUUGUUGCAUGUUGUUUUUCUAAGUUUGGGAAUGUUGGUUUUCGUAUGGGAAUUUAUAUUUAUUUAUGUUUCCUUCUUCACAACUGGAUAUAAUUUCAUCCCCAAUUCACAUGGUCGUUACUUUCUUCCAUUCUUGAUCAUAUUUUCUAUAUUUGCAUGCAUUGGAGUUAUUUGUUGUACUGUUUGUUGUGUUUCUGGUGUUGUAAGAUUGAGAAAUAUUGAUUCAAAUAUUAAGGAAGUUAGUGUUUGA